CGUCCGGGAAAUUGUGUUCAUUGGCAAGCAAGGACCACCGUGGAUCUCGUGCACGUUAUUGCUUACGCGAUUAAAACGAUAAGAAUAUUCUCAGUUCAUGUGUAACACUUUCAUAGCCGAUUGACCAUUAUUGUUAGCUUUAUGAUUUUACAGUUUCUUUAAUGCUUUCUGAAAAAUCUUCUCAAUUAUGGACAAACAUGCGUGAUUUAGGACUUUAUUAAUUACGCAGUGUAAAAACUUGGACUUGUAUUAUUUCAAAACAUUUAACAAAAAGUGAGUUUAACUAAAACAAAAAUAAACAGGAUUUAGGUGCAUCUUUAUUCUUGACAAGAAAAGCGGAAUACAUCAGUAAAGAGGUAUCUGGAAGUGGACUAUAGGAGGACAAAUCUAUCAGAAGAAGAGGUUUUUAAAAACAGACAAGCCUAAUGACAAUGUCAUCACUGGAAGAUAAACAAUUAUCCUCAACAAAGGAGGAGGAUUCAUCUAGCGGCGAGAACGGAGGAUCAAACAGUCUAAGCAAGAAAGCAAGAUCCAAACGAGGUCACAGCGGAAUCAAUCAAUUAGGAGGAAUGUUUGUAAACGGACGCCCUCUACCGGACUCAACAAGACAAAGAAUAGUAGAGUUAGCACACAGCGGUGCCAGACCAUGUGACAUAUCUAGAAUUUUACAAGUAUCCAAUGGAUGUGUUAGUAAAAUUCUUGGACGCUAUUAUGAAACCGGUUCUAUAAGACCACGUGCAAUAGGUGGCAGUAAACCACGUGUUGCUACCGGAGACGUUUGUAGACACGUGGCGCAAUACAAAAGGGAGUGUCCCUCUAUAUUUGCAUGGGAAAUACGAGAUCGACUGCUCGCGGAUGGUGUCUGUAAUCAAGAAAAUAUUCCAAGUGUGUCUUCUAUAAAUAGAGUAUUACGUAAUCUCGCUACGGAAAACCAAAAGGUAAUAGGUCAAGGCAGCAUGUACGACAAACUAGGUCUUCUCAAUGGUCAAGCAUGGGCAAGGCCCAAUCCGUGGUACCCUAACAUGGGCAUGCACAGUAUUGGGACAAGUUCUUAUCAUCAACCACCAACAAGUCAUCUUGAUACAGAAAAGAAACAUAAUGACGGAAACUCCAGUUCCGACAGUAAUCAUAGUGAUGGUGCCAAGGGGUCGGAAAAUGAUGAACAAAUGCGCAUGCGCCUGAAGAGAAAAUUACAGAGAAACAGAACAUCGUUUACAGCAUCGCAAAUAGAAGCUCUAGAAAAAGAAUUUGAGCGAACGCAUUAUCCUGACGUGUUUGCGAGAGAACGGCUAGCGCAGAAAAUAGACCUUCCAGAAGCUAGAAUACAAGUUUGGUUUUCAAAUCGUCGAGCAAAAUGGCGUCGGGAGGAGAAACUACGAAACCAACGGAGAGAUCCUGGAAAUGGAUCAUCACGUAUUCAUCCGCUAAACACCGGUUUUCCAAAUAGCAUGUAUCCAUCUUUACAGACAAUUUCACAAAUGGGUUCACCAGAUCAAUAUAGUGCAAUGCCAAGUGUGCAGAACUACUCCCUGAACAACAAUAUGCCAUCGAAUCCGUCAUGUCUUCAGUCCUCUAGUUCUCCAUAUUCAUGUAUGAUUCCAGAUUACUCAGGAAGAAGUUAUGAUCCCCUUUCUCUCAGUGCCUACUCGAGAUCUUCGUGCAGCGCUGUAGCAGCGGCCAGUAGUAUUCCAAGUCAUGUGACCCAUAAUACGCAUAAUGGUGCGUCUCCUACUGGUUUGAUCUCACCUGGUGUAUCAGUUCCGGUUCAAAUACCUGGUGGAGGUCACCAAGACAUGGGCGUACAUCACAUGACAUCAAUGACGUCACAAUAUUGGCCGCGUAUACAAUGAUAGUAGGUCCAAUGUGGCGGACCGGACUACUAAAACAAACAUUUUAAUUAUCACCUUAGAAACGAGAAUAAGAAAAUGCAAAAGGUGGCAACAGCAAUACGCGAGAAACACGUGAUAUGUAACUAUAGUGCUAGACAAUUAAGGUCUGUGUGGCCGAGUUCGACAAGCACAGAAUUGGACCAAAGUGUUAUGACUGUAGGAGAACAUUUUUAUGAAGUCAGAAUCAGUCAGUUAUAGAUUUCUAUAAAUGAAAACAAUAUACACAACUGGAAUCAUCACAGACACUGCGGUAAGGUGUUACAUGAGAUUAUGAAUCGUUUGAAUAAUUGAUUAUGUUCAAUAUUUUUAUUGAUAUUAAUCGUAAAAGAUAGGCAUAAAAAUUGGGCUUUGUAACACAGAAUAUAUAUAAAUUAUUCAUCGACAUUUCUAGAUUGCUUAUGAAAGCAAUUCAUAAAUUUUUCGUUAUUAGUAUUAUUCGGGAAAGCACAUCAGUUAGUUAUGAUCAAUGAAAUCCAUAUUAGUACAUUACAUACGAAAAAAAAAAAUUAAACUGCAUUGGUAAAAAAAGAAAUUAAUUUCUAUUAAAUAUUCUAUAUGAACUUACGGUUGUUUGUUGGAAUGAAUUUGUACACCAUGUAGAAGGUUUUUGUAGUGGAGUAUAUAAGUAUAAGAGACCGAAAAAAUAUGCUUGAUAAAAUAUAUACAGUAUAGACAUAUUAUACAGAAACUAAUAGUUUAUUGAUAUUUUCCUUGAUUAUAUUUAAUUAACUGUCCAAAGAUAUUUUUCUCCAUUUAAACAGAUUUUCAUGGUGUUCUGUGAAAUUAAUGUUGAUUUCUUAUUUCAAAAAUAAGCUUAGAAAAUUUGUCCUUUUGGAAAAAAAAUUCAAGCAUGUCAAUAUUUAGUUAUACGUAAUUCUCAGGUAAAUCACUCAUUUGUUGUACUUAAUUAACAACUUAUCUUAAUUAAUUACGAAUUUGAUGCGCAACGUUUAUUCAAUGUUUUUGCAAACAUUUUGCGAUAUAAUUCCAUAUAUCAUUUUUUAAGUAUCUAGUUGAAUUUUUGUUACCCAAUGUAUCUAGUCUUUCGAAAACACAGAAAACAGGGUAAAAGAAGAGUAUAUGAAAACAUAAACUUGUAAAUGUUUCAGUUUAUAUAUUAUCGUCUAUUGUAAAAUUAAAAAUAGAGUUUCAAAAAAAAAUAAGGUAUAACAAUUUUCUCGUUUUGCUUUCACGACGUGGUUUAAAUUUGUUUAAUUGUUUGGCCAGUAUAAAUCUUUGGGAUACUUUCAAAUAUAUGUGCAAUGAAGAAGUGUCAAUAUUCUAAAUGCUGUAUAAGUCGUACAUAAAUGAAUCCAAAAGAUCCUUGUUAUUUUCAGUCACAUAAAUGCUUUUCUGGUUGCUCCCAGUUAUAAGUCUCCUUUUUGCUAAAGUAAUUUUGAAAAAAAGACACGUUUUUAAUUUAAAAUGAUAAGUUUAAAACUUUUUAUUAAUUUCCCUGUAUUUACAGUGAUUGCUCUACACUAGGUAAUCUUGCAUUUUCAUGAGGCGUUGAUCAUUCUGCGCUAAAUUAUUUAUUACGCAAAAAUAGAAAAAAGGAAGCAUAAAAUAAAUUAAACAUAUCAGAUGAUAAUUUAGCCUAAAGUUUCAUAUUCUAGCAUCACAAGCUUUUGGAUGAAAUUUAAACCUCCAUUGAUUUGAAGGUCUUACACUUCUAGAAAUAAUAAUAAUAAAUAAAUAAAAAGAAAAUAUUUCAGUUCUCAUAGUUUGCUUCUAUUGCCUAAACGACACAUUCUUCGGACAUUUUUUCUAGUUUCAGCUGAUUCAAAAAUUAGUUGACUCAAAUUAUCAGAAUGCCACAUGUGUACGAAAUAAUUUUUAAAAAAAGACUGAAAUAUAUUUGAUGUACUCAAUAUUGUGUUCUUUUCAUGUGUAAAUGGAUUUCGAAUAUUUUUUUCGAUUAAUUGCUUCUCUGUUUUACACAUUCACAUUUCUUCAUAUGGCAUAUAUAACUCUUCUUUUAAAUAUAUUAUAUUAUUAUCAUAUUUUUGCAUUGUUAUAAUGUGAUUGUUAAGCUAUGUAUGUAUAUUGUAUGUUAGUAUUUCUUCGGCUAAAAAUAACAAUUGGUUUCUCAGAGUCCUCUUUGGCAAUAGGUGACAGGGUCUUUUAUCGGGAUGGUUGUUCUGGUCCUAAGCAAACUAGUCAAAAUGCUGACCACUGUUUUUGUGUGUAACAAAUUAUAUCAGCUAAGUUAUAUUUCGUUGUUGCGAACUAUCAGUUUUGUUUUGAAAAAAAAUAUUAAAAAGGAAAAAGGAAAAACGAUACUUAGUAAAAAAAUGAAUACCAUGAAGCACGCUGGCAUUAAAAACUUAUAGAAAGUCAAAAGAAAAUGUAAUGUCUAUUGAAUUGAGCAGUCACAAAGCACGAGGACUUGAGAAACUGAUGAUUAUUUUAAGCCAUAUUUUUAAGAAGACUGUCUAACAGUCUUUUAGCAGUUUCUCUUCAAUAUGUAAACACUGGAGAAUAAAUUUCUAAAAUUUACAA
Molecule: messenger RNA, 4391 nt
Organism: Mercenaria mercenaria
Lineage: Eukaryota; Metazoa; Mollusca; Bivalvia; Venerida; Veneridae
Product: paired box protein Pax-6-like
Exons: 11
Coding region: 426-1850 (474 amino acids)
Biological process (GO): anatomical structure development; regulation of transcription by RNA polymerase II
Molecular function (GO): RNA polymerase II cis-regulatory region sequence-specific DNA binding; DNA-binding transcription factor activity, RNA polymerase II-specific
Source: RefSeq, a predicted model, not a curated record